AGGAGAGCGGCAUUUUUAACGUUGUGAAGUAAAUUCUGCUUUUGUUGUUUAAAGCACAUCAGAAGCUUUUAGUUCAUUUUAACUGAUUUAUUUAGUUGAAGUGUUGUUUAUUUUAUUUACAUUUUGUGUUUUGGUUGGUAUUUACCUAGCUGUCACACGUAUAUAUAUAUGUGUGUAUUUGUUUGGUAUUAACCUCACUGUUUUCACGUACAUAUAACUGUAUAGUUGAAACAAAUUAAAAUUAUGGCCCCAACUAACAAUUGUGGACGACCGGACUGCCACUUUCCGGUGGAUGAUGGGAUGCAGUGUGACAACUGCAGCCUUUGGUUCCACAAAGUUUGCACUGGUUUAACACCAGUAGCCUAUAAGAGAUGUUGCAAGCCAUCAUCUCCAUGGCUGUGCAAAUUUUGCAGCAACCCGUUAGAUGUCCUCAUCCAAGAGGCAGUAGGACUCUUGAUGUCCAAGAAAUUGUCGAAAGACAUAGUUGAAAAGCCUGUACCAGAAACCUUAGCCAAGGAUGGCGGUUCAGGACAUAGUUGUAAGACUCAGGAUGCAUCACCUCCUGAAGUCUCAGAAGCGAAAGAAGCACAAAAUGCCCAAACAUCUGUUGCUGCAAAGCGCAAAAGGCAACGGAAAUCCAGAAGGGCAAGUAGUGCCAGCAUGGCAAAACCAGCCUGUGAAAUAGCAACGCCAAAGCGCAGCGUGUCUAGUGCACGAAUUGCUUCUAGUCGCGGCGAAAACAGAGUAGGAGAAACUGACUCCACUUGGUUGCUGCCGAAAGGUAAGAAGCAAAACAAAACUAGGAAAGAAACAGUAGCCGAGUUUACCAACAAGGUCUCGACGACUGUUAGUACCAGCAAAACUCAGAAACCCACGGACUCUAGUUACAGUAUUAUCAUCUGGAACUUGGAGGAAUCUAAGAACACAGAUCCAGCUGCCCGACAUGCAGAUGAUCUGAAGGCGAUCAGCUCCAUUUUCCGGGAAAUACUUCCCGAAAAAACAACUGGAGUACACGUACGAAAGGCCAUCAGGAUCGGAAAACGAAACCCUGAUGCUACAGGAACUCCUCGACGACUACUUAAGAUAGUUUUAGGGAACGAAACAGAGAGGAGGACCAUCCUCGACAACGCGUUCAAAGUCAACGACAAAAGUCUAAAAAUAAGGCCUGAUUGGCCUUUAGAAGAUAGAAUCAAAAGAAGAGAAGCCGUGGCUGAACUAAAGGCCAGGCUAGAGAAAGGCGAAAAGGACCUCAAGCUAUUGGGUUUUCGGGUGGUGAGGUCUCGGAAACCGAUGCUGCCGAGACCUCUCUUCAUAAGCCGGGUGAACACGUAGGUGUUUCGGUGUGCUAUACGAACGCAUGUAGUCUUAGGAAUAAGCUCGCCGAAUUAGGAGAGUUAUCUGAAAGACUACAACCUGAUGUAAUUGCUAUCACUGAGACGUGGUUGUUAGUGGGUGUAGACUUAACUCCACUCAUACCUGGGUAUAUCUGCAUACGAGCAGACAGAGUAAGUAGUCGGAAAGGGGGGGGGGUUGCUCUAUACAUCCGGGAUGACAUAGGGAUCAGGUCAACGU
This is a messenger RNA of Trichobilharzia regenti, 1572 nucleotides long. The record is from the annotation of a GenBank genome assembly. Lineage: Eukaryota; Metazoa; Platyhelminthes; Trematoda; Strigeidida; Schistosomatidae.